CACAGAGCAUCUCAGAGCCCCCAAAGUCCCCAAAUUAUAUAAAGCGACCUUGGUCUCUAACACAUCCUCACCACAUAGAACUACUUCUAGCUAGUUUCUUGCUACUGAUCUAAAAAUGGUGCUCAAGCUGCAUGGACUUUCUGUGUCGACCAACACAGCUCGCGUAGUGGCUUGUCUCCAUGAAAAAGAUGUCGAUUUCGAGCUUGUCCCGGUUGAUCUUUUUGCCCGUGGAAACAAGGAGCCUUCUUUUCUUGCCAAGAAUCCCUUUGGCCAGAUUCCAGUAUUAGAAGAUGGUGGCAUCACACUUUUUGAAUCUAGGGCAAUCACAUCCUAUGUGGCUGAAAAAUUCAAGGAAACCGGAACUGAUCUCAUAAGGCACGAAAGCUUUGAUGAAGCUGCAUUGGUUAAGGUAUGGACAGAAGUUGAAUCCCAACAAUACCACCCAGCAAUCUGUCCCAUUAUAUACGAGUUUUUUGGAAAACCAGUACAAGGCUUGGAACCAGACCAGGCAGUGAUUGAUGCAAAUUUGGAGAAGCUAGAGAAGGUGCUCAACGUUUACGAGGCCAAGCUGAGCAGCACCAAGUACCUUGCUGGUGAUUUCUAUAGCCUAGCCGAUCUUCACCAUUUCCCUUACACUUUUUAUUUCAUGAAGACUACUUGGGGCUCAGUGAUCAGUGAUCGUCCUCAUGUUAAGGCCUGGUGGGAUGACAUUACGUCUAGGCCUGCUUUGAAGAAAGUUGCUGAGGGUAUGACUUUUGGUGAGAAUCAGUGAGAACGAAAUCGAGUGGUUUUGAGUUCUUCUAUAUAUGUAUUGGAUGGAAGAUAGCUUUUGCGGCAAAUUAGUAUGCAUUGCUCUAUAUCUUAUUGUAUCCAAACUAAUUUGAUUUAAAAUGUUGGGUGCUCUGUCCAUCUCUUUCUUGAA
Molecule: messenger RNA, 922 nt
Organism: Rosa rugosa (rugosa rose)
Lineage: Eukaryota; Viridiplantae; Streptophyta; Magnoliopsida; Rosales; Rosaceae
Product: glutathione S-transferase F13-like
Exons: 3
Coding region: 116-772 (218 amino acids)
Cellular component (GO): cytoplasm
Molecular function (GO): glutathione binding; glutathione transferase activity
Source: RefSeq, a predicted model, not a curated record